CACUUUCGGCUGCCAUGAUUUGGACUUGGAGUUUGACUGUCAUCGUGUAGUCUUAUUAGCGACCGAAUAUUUUUAAAAUGAUUUACGCGAAAAGUAUAAGCUGUAUUACUAGUAUCGUCACUUUAUUUAUAGCGCCAAUAUUAGCAGAAUGGAAUACACAAGAUUAUAUUCGAAGGGAACAUUCAUUAACGAAACCUUACCAAGCAAGUGGUAUGGCGAUGCCUUACUGGGACUUUUUAGGUAGCACGAUAGUUACUUCAAAUUAUGUUCGACUCACACCCGAUUUGCAGUCAAAAUCAGGCGCAAUUUGGAAUACUCAUCCAUGUCACACUCGCAAUUGGGAUUUACAAGUGCAGUUCAAAGUGCACGGGCGUGGCAAAGACUUGUUUGGUGACGGAUUUGUCAUUUGGUAUGUGAAGGAUCGUAUGCAAACUGGCCCAGUGUUCGGCAGCAAGGACUAUUUCAAUGGUCUCGCUAUAGUCAUGGAUACGUACAGCAAUCAUAACGGUGCUCAUAAUCAUCAGCACCCAUACAUAUCAGCAAUGAUAAACAAUGGUACAUUGCACUAUGACCAUGAUAGAGAUGGUACUCACACGCAGUUAGCUGGCUGCGAGGCCAAAUUCAGAAACUAUAACCAUGACACAUACAUAUCCAUUGUAUAUAGGGAUGAUACUCUUAUUGUAUCAACAGACCUAGAAGGCAAGAAUGCUUGGAAGGAAUGCUUCAAAGUGGAGAAUGUUCUAUUGCCAACGGGAUACUUCUUUGGAGCCUCAGCUACUACUGGCGACUUGAGCGACAACCAUGAUAUUAUCGCUAUUAAGAUGUAUGAGCUGGAUUUAUUAGAAUCGCAAAAUAAAAAUGAAGACAGAUCGCACAUAAUCCCAUCAGCGGCGACGUUCGAAGCUCCGCGUGAGAGAAUAGAAGAUAGCAAACCCGCCAUGUCGGGCGUCAAAACCUUCCUCUGGAUGAUGUUUAUAGCAAUCGUCAUCAUCGUACUCGUUGUACUUGGCAUCAUGUGGUACCAAAAACGACAAGAGAACUCUAGGAAACGCCUCUAUUGAUCGAAUGUGCAUCAAAUAUACUGGCAACAUUUGUGCUCUGU
Molecule: messenger RNA, 1102 nt
Organism: Zerene cesonia (dogface butterfly)
Lineage: Eukaryota; Metazoa; Arthropoda; Insecta; Lepidoptera; Pieridae
Product: vesicular integral-membrane protein VIP36
Exons: 6
Coding region: 78-1061 (327 amino acids)
Biological process (GO): endoplasmic reticulum organization; Golgi organization; endoplasmic reticulum to Golgi vesicle-mediated transport
Cellular component (GO): COPII-coated ER to Golgi transport vesicle; Golgi membrane; endoplasmic reticulum membrane
Molecular function (GO): D-mannose binding
Source: RefSeq, a predicted model, not a curated record